UCUUGUUUAAGCCUAAUAUUCUCUUUCCUUGUUCCAGCUAAUUCUCUUUCCAGAUGACCCUGCAGGCGUUAUUUCUGGGAGCGCUCAGAACUGAAAGCAAACUGGUCCCAUUUCCUUGCCCUGAUGUAGAAUCCAAAAUGUUCUUCCUUGUGAGACAUUCACAGAAGGGGCUACUAGGGGUGAGACAAAAGAUAGUGGACAUGUCUGCUAACCUGACACUUUCUCCUACUUUGCCACCAGUUCUUUCUGUGUGGGUUUGGGAAAGUUUCUUGCCUAAUGCAGAGUGAAACAGAUUCUGACUCCUCCUUUGGUUCGGCUGCGCAGAAGGGAGAAGGGCCAAAGUCAGCCCUGCAGCACAGAGGUCUCUUGGCCAUUCUCUGUUUUCCACUCCUUUUUUCAGAAAGGGAGCUGUUAAGGGUGAUUCAGCUGCAUUUCUCAGAAAAGAGGCUGCCUCGCACCUCUUGACAUUUUCCGCUCACCUAAGGCCUUGCAUUGCGAGAGGAAGGGGAGGCAUCCACCACGGGCUUCCUGUGCCAAGGGACCACAGAGACGUUCCUUGUUGCUUUUAUGCACAGCAAGCAGCCAAGGCAACAUUCAGAUCUAUCCUCAUCCAGGUUGUUUUGCAGACUGGGAAAUUGUCGUUUGGUGCUUAAAGAGGUAGCCAGGGCAUCCAAGUGUGCAACUCCGAAGAGGGACUCAAAGAUGGGAAGAGGAUGGUCUCUCUGGCCUGCGGCUGUCCUUGGGCUGUUCUUCACAGGCAUCUUCACUGGGAAUCCUGAAUCUGGACAAGACUUAGCCAUCAUCGUGAAGCCUAAAGGAACAAACAUCACAUUGGAGUGUAAAGGAGGGAGCAGUGAAAUCAAGUGGAAGAAAGAUGGGAAUCCUUUAAACAACAUGGGAAAGGAGCUGGCCUUGGGGUCUGCCAUGGAUGACCCAAGAGGCUUCUACCAGUGCUAUGAAAAAGACCCCAAAAAGAAUGCCUCCCUGCAGGUCUUCUUCCGGAUGUGCCAGAACUGUGUCCACCUAAACCUCCCCACCAUCUUGGGAAUCCUCCUGGCCAGCCUUGUGGCCACCCUGUUCUUGGCUUUCCCUGUGUACUGCAUUGCUGUAGAGGAGCCAAGCCGACGGUCUCAAGUAGCUUCCGAUAAGCAGAACCUGUUGGCCAACGAACAGCUCUAUCAGCCUCUUGGAGAACGCAACAAUGGGCAAUACAGCCAUGUUGGGGUUGGCAAGACACGCCACCGGUGAAAAUUGGGUGAAGGAGGGGAGAGGCCAGUCUGCUCCUGGCAUUCCUGACUGUCUCUUCAGCUUGCUUGAACUGAUGGAUGACAGCUCCUGCUUCAGCGACCAAGACCUCCAGAUGGAAAAUGGCUUCAGGCAGUAGAGGAGAGUGCAAAGAUAGUUUGACUCUUGCUGUGCAAUUGUUUCUUAAGGUGACCAGGACAACCCCCUUUUCCCUCUCAUACUGGCGGAAUGGUAGACCUGCUCAGGAUUUUAAUCAGGCCUAGCCCUAAAAAAGAUCAGUGAGUAGGAUUGUGGAGUGAGGGUCUGUUUCUUUGCUAAACUAAAUAGCCAAUAAAGAAGACAAGGGGAGGGGUAUCCUCUCUGAGCAUGUUAAAAGAAAAUCCAGGUCCUGCCUACAGCUGAAUAGGGCCAGGUUAUGCUGCAGGACAGGACUGAGAGUGAGACUCCUGAGUCUGGUUCUUGGGGAAGUCCUUGCUUUAGAUGCCUAAAUUUAGGAGCAGAAGAUGGAGACUUUCGGCAUUUUUGUUAUUGUUGUUGUGUGCCUUCAAGUUGUUUUCGAUUUAUGGCGACCCUAAGGCUGUCUUCUCACAAUUAAAGUCUCUUGCAUGUCACCCCCAUCGGCUUUGCAGUUUACGUCUCCCUCAAUAAAGGCAUUGCUUGUUUGAUUAAAA
Messenger RNA from Sceloporus undulatus (fence lizard), 1916 nucleotides. Its product is annotated as T-cell surface glycoprotein CD3 gamma chain-like. The record is from RefSeq and is a predicted model, not a curated record. The coding region runs from base 568 to 1248 and encodes 226 amino acids. Gene Ontology annotation, cellular component: membrane; alpha-beta T cell receptor complex; external side of plasma membrane. The transcript has 6 exons. Gene Ontology annotation, biological process: cell surface receptor signaling pathway; positive thymic T cell selection. NCBI's taxonomy places the organism in Eukaryota, Metazoa, Chordata, Lepidosauria, Squamata, Phrynosomatidae. Gene Ontology annotation, molecular function: transmembrane signaling receptor activity.